This is a messenger RNA of Pogonomyrmex barbatus (red harvester ant), 1818 nucleotides long. RefSeq lists its product as uncharacterized. Gene Ontology annotation, biological process: regulation of transcription by RNA polymerase II. The record is from RefSeq and is a predicted model, not a curated record. Gene Ontology annotation, cellular component: nucleus. Gene Ontology annotation, molecular function: DNA binding; protein binding. Lineage: Eukaryota; Metazoa; Arthropoda; Insecta; Hymenoptera; Formicidae.
CCUGAGAAUGGCGGACUUCCGGGGAAUCCGCUUCACUCUCCCUUGCAUUCUCUCUGUAUUGUAUUUCAGUGCUAGUAAUACGGUCCUGUUCCGAAUUUUAAUCGUCUCGAGUAUUCGCUUGAAAAAGUGAAAAGGAAAUAAGCAACCAAAACAACAUGACAACCGACGCUGCACAUUGUAAAAUCAAUCAAACUUAUCGCUUUAAAUGGAAUAAUUAUCAGAAUCAUCUGUCUGACGUCGUGAGGCAGCUCUUAAAGGAGGAUUGUAUGGUGGAUGUCAUUCUAUCCGCAGCUGGUCAACGUAUUCACGCGCAUCGCAUUGUAUUGUGCGCUUGUAGUAUUUUGUUUCAAGAAGUACUUAGUCAAGUGACAGAAGAUUAUCCAACAAUUAUUCUGAGUGAUAUAUCUCCUCAGGAUAUAAAAUCAAUUAUUGAAUUCAUAUAUCAUGGUGAAAUCCGCGUUCCUAUGGAAAACAUUAGUAGCUUACUUGAAGCUGCACAUUCAUUAAAAAUAAGUGGUCUUAUUGAUAUAGAUGGGCUUGAAGAAGAUGAAAGUAUUAGAAGUAGAAAAGAUUCUACAGAAGAAACUAUGACAGAAGUAGGGGAAAUUGAAAACAAUGUUGAACCUUUGGAAAAUGAAUCUCAUGAACCAAGCACUACUGAAAAUUGUAUUUCAAAUAAAAAGAAAAAAACGCGCCGUGAGACUGUAAAAAGAGAUUACAAUGAUGACAUGUUGGCAUCUGCAAUUAAUGACUUGAAAUUAGGACAAACUUUGAUAGAAGCUGCUACUAAGCACAAUAUACCACGCUCGACGUUAUAUAUGCGGGCAAAAGCAUUGGGAAUACAUUUAAAUGCAUCAAGAAACGGAUAUCCUGCAGAAUGCAUGAAUGCAGCAAUAACUGCUGUAAUCAAUGGUUCAAGCUUACAACAUGCAUCGGAAGUAUUUAGAAUUCCUAAAACUGUGCUAUGGAGACGUAUACAAAAAGAAGGCUAUCAAAUUUUACGUCCUGAAAUGAAGAGAUCGUAUGCUUUAGACACAAGAGAAGCUGCUGUUAAAGCUUUGGAAAGAGGAGAAAAUUUGACAAAAGUUGCUUUGGAAUUUAAAAUACCAAAGACCACAUUGUUUAGAGAAAAGGCACGACUAGUGGAUCAAGGUAAAUUGCCAUUAUCAUUUUGGAAAAAACGCAAAACUGAGAAUGAGGAAUUAAAGAAAUCACGAUUAGAAGAAGCUGUAGCUGCUUGUAAAGGUGGCAAAAUGUCACAAGCUGCAGCAUCUAUGACAUAUCAUAUUCCAAAAACUACAAUAUGGCGAAGACUCCAACAAGAUGGAAAAAAGAUAGAAAAAUCAUCAAAUGUGAAAAAACAACAACGAUUAAUUGAUACACCAGUAUUGAAUGAUGCUCAAAUGAAAAUGCAAGAAAACUCCAAUUUUAGUUAUUGUGAGGUUACAUCAGAAAUGCCUAUAACUUACAUAGAUGAAAAUAGUAUACCUGAGGAUUCUGUGAUAAUCUUAACAACAGAGGAAAUGGAUGAACUAAAUUUGGAAGAAGGCAGACAAAUUAUAGUAAAUUCGGAAUCUGGACAGGAAUAUAUUCCAUGUACGAUAAGUAUCGAAAAUAAUUCCAAUUAUUCAGAAGCUGAGAGUUAGCAUUAAAGAUAACGAGCAACUGAUUGUUUAACAUAAAUUAAAUCUAGUUGACAACUGUACAAUUGUUAAAUAUAAUAUUUUAGAUGCAUUGUAUUUAAAAAAACAAAUAUUUAUAUAAAUGCUCGUAUACUCUACACUGUCUAUUAGAUUCUGAAAUUAAUUUUCUAAAAAA